Messenger RNA from Mycena indigotica, 1077 nucleotides. RefSeq lists its product as uncharacterized. The coding region runs from base 1 to 1077 and encodes 358 amino acids. Gene Ontology annotation, cellular component: cytosol. Gene Ontology annotation, molecular function: D-arabinose 1-dehydrogenase [NAD(P)+] activity. The record is from RefSeq and is a predicted model, not a curated record. Gene Ontology annotation, biological process: dehydro-D-arabinono-1,4-lactone biosynthetic process. NCBI's taxonomy places the organism in Eukaryota, Fungi, Basidiomycota, Agaricomycetes, Agaricales, Mycenaceae. The transcript has 6 exons.
AUGGCAUCGACUGAUCUCCUUGACGAACAACCAGUCGCUGGGCCAUUAGUGCCACGACUUGGUGUUCCGUUGGCUUUGCCCAGAAUUGUAUUUGGUGGAGGGGCACUUUCCCCGCAAUACCAGACGGAUGAACUGCUCAGUGGUGACUCGCCUCUAAGAACCGUUCAGCUCGCUCUUAGGUAUGGCAUCAACGCUUUCGACACGUCGUUUCCCCGCUCUUCUUACCAGUUGAUGACAAAGUGUGGGCGAUAUGGAACGUUUGACUUUGAUUAUACGCCUGCGACCAUUAGGAACAGCGUAAAACAAAGUUUAGAGCGACUGCAUGCGGACUACUUUGACGUUGUGCAUCUGCAUGAUGUCGAGUUUGUCUGUGAAGAAGUUACGCCUCGACGAACUGGGAACCAUCUAUCCGCCUUGGAUGACGACAAAGAGGCAUAUGGUCUCCAAGAGGGCGACGAAGGCAAAAUACGAGGGCCAGGCGACCAGAAAAUCCUCGACGCCAUUGCAGAACUACGCAAAAUGCAGGAUGAAGGUCUCAUCAAGCACAUAGGAAUAACUGGCUAUCCUCUUUACACGUUGCUGCGAUUGGCGCUCCUUAUUCUUCACAACCCACCUUUCAAACCUGUCGACGUGAUUUUGUCCUAUUCCAACCUUUCGCUCCAGAGUAGCACAUUCCUCCAAUUCGCACCACAGCUCACCGGUCGCGCCAAAGUUGGGCAAUUACUGGCUGCUUCUCCCUUCAGUAUGGGCCUCUUGACGGAUGCCGGGCCGCCCAAUUGGCAUCCAGCAUCACCUGAACUACGAAAAGCGACUAUAAACGCGGCAACAGAGGUCAAAGAGCGCGGCCGCUCGUUGGCAGACCUCGCGACCGGGUAUUGCAUUCGAAACACCGGUGGUGCGAUUCCGUUGGUUGUGGGAUUGAGCACUCCGAGAGAAGUCCAUGAAUGUGUUCGAGUUUGGAGAGAAAUCGAAGUUGGAGGGGGAGAUGACGUGAGCAGAGUCGAGCAGGAGGAUCUGGUGAAGAAGAUAUUCCGAGAUAUUGGCGUGUUGGAUUGGGCCUGGGCGUCUCCUCCAUAG